AAGAAAAGAAAAGAAAAGAAAAGAAAAGAAAAGAAAAGAAAAGAAAAGAAAAGAAAAGAAAAGAAAAGAAAAGAAAAGAAAAGAAAAGAAAAGAAAAGAAAAGAAAAGAAAAGAAAAGAAAAGAAAAGAAAAGAAAAGAAAAGAAAAGAAAAGAAAAGAAAAGAAAAGAAAAAGAAAAGAAAAGAAAAAGAAAAAGAAAAGAAAAGAAAAGAAAAAGAAAAGAAAAGAAAAGAAAAGAAAAGAAAAGAAAAGAAAAGAAAAGAAAAGAAAAGAAAAGAAAAGAGAAAGAAAAGAAAAGAAAAGAAAAGAAAAGAAAAGAAAAGAAAAGAAAAAGAAAAGAAAAGAAAAGAAAAGAAAAGAAAAGAAAAGAAAAGAAAAGAA
Molecule: messenger RNA, 381 nt
Organism: Gordionus sp. m RMFG-2023
Lineage: Eukaryota; Metazoa; Nematomorpha; Gordioida; Chordodea; Parachordodidae
Exons: 1
Source: RefSeq, a predicted model, not a curated record